CCUGGAUGGGAUUGUCCCGUGUCCCCUCCCCUGCUUCUGUCCCUGGUGGGACUGUCCCAUGUCCCCUUCCUCGGUGGGAUUGUCCCCUGCUCCAGUGCCUGGAUAGGAUUGUCCCGUGUCCCCUCUCCUGGAUGGGAUUGUCCCCUGUCCCCUCCCCUGCUCCAGUCCCUGGGCGGGAUUGUCCCGUGUCCCCUCUCCUGCUCCUGUCCCAGGGCGGGAUUGUCCCAUGUCCCCUCUCUUGGGUGGGAUUGUCCCGUGUCCCCUCCCCUGCUCCUGUCCCUGGGCGGGAUUGUCCCGUGUCCCCUCCCCUGGAUGGGAUUGUCCCGUGUCCCCUCCCCUGGAUAGGAUUGUCCCGUGUCCCCUCUCCUGGGCGGGAUUGUCCCGUGUCCCCUCUCCUGCUCCUGUCCCAGGGCGGGAUUGUCCCAUGUCCCCUCUCUUGGGCGGGAUUGUCCCGUGUCCCCUCCCCUGCUCCUGUCCCUGGUGGGACUGUCCCGUGUCCCCUCCCCUGCUCCAGUCCCUGGGCGGGAUUGUCCUGUGUCCCCUCCCCUGUCCCCGUCCCUGGGCGGGGUUGUCCCCUGUCCCCUCCCCUGGGCGGGCUUGUCCCCUGUCCCCUCCCCUGGGCGGGCUUGUCCCGUGUCCCCUCCCCUGCUCCAGCCAGGGUCCCUCAGCACACGCACAAUUCCUGCUGGGAUCUGUGGAGGAGCAGGAAGAUCCCGGGAUGUGGGGGCCAUCCAGGCCAGUCCGGUGCUGCUGGGAGAGCCGGGGUGCGCUGGGCUGGCCCAGGGCUGGCCCAGGGGACACUGGGGACAGUGCCGUGCCGGUGUCCCCGCAGCCGGCGCGGCGAGGUGCUGGCCAGCCGCAGGGAUUUCCGCAUGAACACCUCCACCCCGCACGCCUCCGGCGCCUUCCUGCUGGAGCUGGCCGGGCUCUCCCCCACCCACCCGCAGCAGGAGCAGCGCCUGGGCACAGCCACAGCAGCUCCGGGAUCCAGCCCCGCGGAGCGUCCGAGCGCUGGCACGGCCCUGGUGCGGGCACUGAGCUUCUGCGAGGAGGCAGAUGCUGCAGGACCUGACGAUGACGACAUUCCCGGGGCCCCCCUGGGGGAGGACAUGGAAGUGACCCCGGUCCCUAACGAACACAUCGUGGCUCAGAGGAGCACGCCCCGGACCCGGGGGUACAUGCUGCGGGAGAGACCCCCCAGCCCAGACCCCAAAGCCCUCAGCAAGGAGGAGCCCAAUCCGUGGCAGAGCCUCGACCCCUUCGGAGACUCCGAGGAGAAGCCCUUCAGGAAAGGGAGGCCCUUCCUGGUGCCACACGGCCUGGAUGAUGUGGUUGGAGGCAAGAGGAAGAGGAGGGGCCCGAGGAAGCUCCAGGAUUUCACAAGAUGGUUCUCUGCUGCCUACAACAACGUCACAGAGGGCCAGAAAACCAGGAGGAAGGGCCCCACCUUCGCAGACCUGGAGGUGCUGUACUGGCGGCAGUUCAAGGAGCGGCUGGCGGUGCACAGGAAGCUCCAGAGCCGGGGGGAGCUGCUGAGGGAGCCGGAGCCAGAGCUGGAGCAGGAGCACGGCGCCGAUAGCGAGGAAGGGGCAGACAAUGAUUUUGUGGAGCACGAGGACAUGGAGCCCGAGGCACCAGAGGAGCUGGAGGAAGGAAACCUGGACCCCCCUGAACCUGGCUACGAGGAGCUGGUGCGCAGGAACGUGGAGCUGUUCAUGGCCAGCUCCCAGAAGUUCGCGCAGGAGACGGAGCUGUCGCAGCGCAUCCGGCAGUGGGAGGAGCUGGUAGAGCCGCUGCUGCAGGAGCAGGAGAGCCGUGUCCCGUUCGAUGUCCGAGCCUACGGGCUGGCCCUGACCGAGCGCUGUGCGGAGGUGGGCCAGUGGCACUCGCUGGCCAGCCUGGUGGCCGGGCAGCCCCCGUUCGAGGUGUGCCGCUACCUGCUGGCCUCGCUGCAGCUGGCCAACGACGGGGAGGUGGAGCUGGCGCAGGAGCCGGGGCUGGAGGCGGCGCUGGACACGGCGCGGCUGCGGCUGCUCUCGACCCGCCCGGCCCACGAGAGGUUCCAGCACUUCCAGCUGCCCUCCCAGAGGGACCCCGGCCCCCAAUAAACCCCCCCUUUUGCUAAGGAGAGGCCUCUUCCCU
This is a messenger RNA of Haemorhous mexicanus (house finch), 2142 nucleotides long. It is a transcript of the gene NCAPH2, whose product is annotated as non-SMC condensin II complex subunit H2. Bases 6 to 2108 code for a protein of 700 amino acids. Gene Ontology annotation, biological process: mitotic sister chromatid separation; meiotic chromosome condensation. The record is from RefSeq and is a predicted model, not a curated record. NCBI's taxonomy places the organism in Eukaryota, Metazoa, Chordata, Aves, Passeriformes, Fringillidae. Gene Ontology annotation, cellular component: condensin complex; nucleus. Gene Ontology annotation, molecular function: chromatin binding. The transcript has 14 exons.